Messenger RNA from Colletotrichum costaricense, 273 nucleotides. RefSeq lists its product as uncharacterized. Bases 1 to 273 code for a protein of 90 amino acids. The record is from RefSeq and is a predicted model, not a curated record. Lineage: Eukaryota; Fungi; Ascomycota; Sordariomycetes; Glomerellales; Glomerellaceae. The transcript has a single exon.
AUGCCAGCACCAGCCAACCAGCCAACCAAUCACCCAACUACCCAGCCAGUCAGCCAAGCGGCAGCCCAUCCAAGCUAUCUUCUUGGACCCGGAUGGCACCCGUCAAGGUUCCGUCCGCUCUUUGUCAUGAAAGAGGGCCUGGAAUCGUCGAUUCAAGCGGUGAGGGGGGAUUGGUUUGGAACUUGGACGAUUCAGAGAAGAAUAAACAGCUCUCGCCCACCUUACGAGAGCUACCCCUCAUUCUCAGGGUUCCCCUCCCCCUAUUCUUUGUAG